AUGUCGAGUUCCUCCAGAUCACCACUUCACCCUUCCUCAGUAUCACCUCUCAAGAGAAAAGCCAUGUCUGUUACUCAAACAUACUACCUGGCCCAUACCGCUCGGGGCAAGCUUUCAUCUGAAGCUGCCCGCGCUGAUCAUAACCUCCGCCUUCUCGUCGGCCAUGCCAACCUUCUCGACUCCCUCAUGAUUGACCUGGCAGAGGCAGAGCAAGAGCAAGAGAGCUGGUUCAACCAAUCCGUCAACAAGGCACAAAAGACCUCGACUUCGCAAGAACAAAAACAUAUUCAAUGGGCAGACACGAUUGUCGAGGACCCCGAGGAGGAUUGGCAAGCCGAGGACGCCGAUUCCAGUGAUAGCGAUUCGGAAUAUGAUUCUGAUGAAGACAUUGAAAUGCCAACUCUCCACCGCGUACACUCACACACCAUAACUGCCUCCGUACAAGAACUCGAAGAAGAAGAGGAAGACGAGGAAGAAGAUUAUGCAUCCCUACAACUCCACCUCACAACCUCGCACUCAGCCUCGCCCCCAGAACUCGAUCACGACUCCGACGAUUCUUCUUCAGACGACGAAUCCAUGCCUCCCUCACCUCCCUCAACCACCAUGCCCACAUUCUCAGAAAAGCAACGCCAGCAAAUCGCAACUACAUCUUACUACGCGUCGGAAGCUGGAGCAGUGCCUGAGAGUCAACAAAAGGCGUUUUUCGAAGAGGGCUUUUACCUGCCUCAGAGGAAUACGACGCCGGGGCUCGUGAACGCCAUUUCGGCAUACUGA
Messenger RNA from Lachnellula hyalina, 774 nucleotides. RefSeq lists its product as uncharacterized. The coding region runs from base 1 to 774 and encodes 257 amino acids. The transcript has a single exon. The record is from RefSeq and is a predicted model, not a curated record. Lineage: Eukaryota; Fungi; Ascomycota; Leotiomycetes; Helotiales; Lachnaceae.